AUGUCUGGGCACGAUAAACUGGCCGGCGUUCCUGGGAAACCCGUCUCCAUUUCAGUGUAUACCUCCACGACGAAGCCGCUGGAGCCCCCGCCAGGGUCUGCCCAACAGAUAUUUACGAAGUCGUUGAUCCACGAGCAAUACCUACGCGCUUUCGUCAAGCUUCUCACAUGCUGGGCUUCAAAUCACGACUCAAGUGCGCAGUUCCACGGCAAAAUUGGCGUUCUGGCUAGCCCAAACACCAACGAGACAUACGAGCUUGGAAAAUCUGUCAACUGCGUUCUCAAACAUACUGAUUACCCAAAAGUACGGAAGCACAUUGUAGUUCGGCUCUUCCCUCCACGCGAGGAAUGCAGGAAAUAUGCUUUGGUCGUCCGGUCUGGGUCGGGAUGGAUGAGUGCUCGCGACUUCUUCAACAAGGAACACUGUCUGAUGUUACGGGCAGAGGCGAGAAUUUCCACGGCAACAAAACCGUACGGGAAGACUAUAUCGCGCCGCGAGGAGCUGGCGCGUGAAGCAGAACCCAGGAACACAGUCUCGAUCGGCCCGGUAUUCCACCAGUUUCUCAAGCUACCCCAGGAGAUCCAGGACAUCAUCUGGGUGACUGCUGCUGGCCUCACUGGCAUGUUCCGCCCAUGUCGUCACCGCACAUCAGACGUUCCAGUUCCUCACAUACACGAGAACUUCUACCCCAGACCCAACUCGCCCAUCACAAUCUCCACCAUGUUACGAGUCUGCAAAUCCGUGAACGCGCACAUGGCGCCCUGGAUCUAUCGCACAACGAGGUUCCAGUUCGAGCUCACCGGCUUUACAAACUUCCUCUGGAUAUCUGGCCCUGUGAAUCGCACCAACCUACGCCGCGUGACUUUUAAGUUCUCGUCGUUGGCUCUCUUGCACUGUCUGCGCUGGCUCUCACCCGACCCCGUCUUCAUGCUCUUCGAUCCACCCGCGUUCACCUCACCGCAUGGCCUACAGUACUUUUGGCGCUGUCAGAUACAAGAUCUAGCGCGCGAGCUAAACCUACACACCCUCACCCUCGACCUGCAGGGCGUAGAGCCAGAUCACGUACACAUGGUCGUGCGCAUUCUCCGCCGGGCGUUCGGCAGCGUGAAGUACGUCAGGUUUGUAGAAGACGGCAAGGAUAUCUGCGAGGGCCACUGGCAGUUGCAAGGGCUGCGGGAGAGGAAGUCGUGGAGGACUAUGUGCAGAGAGUGGUUUGAGGCGCAUAGAGCGAAUGGGGGAUACAUGUCUGACGAACGAAGAUGGAAAUCGCUCGAAGAGCUGGACAAGGAUAUGGAUGCCAAGAGAGAUUUUUUCGACAGCUUUGACGAUUGGCAGGGCGUGCAGACGCCUUGA
Messenger RNA from Paraphaeosphaeria sporulosa, 1353 nucleotides. RefSeq lists its product as uncharacterized. NCBI's taxonomy places the organism in Eukaryota, Fungi, Ascomycota, Dothideomycetes, Pleosporales, Didymosphaeriaceae. The record is from RefSeq and is a predicted model, not a curated record. The transcript has 2 exons. Bases 1 to 1353 code for a protein of 450 amino acids.